Labeo rohita (rohu) is the source of this 2876-nucleotide messenger RNA. It is a transcript of the gene macrod1, whose product is annotated as mono-ADP ribosylhydrolase 1. Gene Ontology annotation, cellular component: nucleoplasm. Gene Ontology annotation, molecular function: ADP-ribosylglutamate-[protein] hydrolase activity. The record is from RefSeq and is a predicted model, not a curated record. Gene Ontology annotation, biological process: peptidyl-glutamate ADP-deribosylation; purine nucleoside metabolic process; DNA damage response. NCBI's taxonomy places the organism in Eukaryota, Metazoa, Chordata, Actinopteri, Cypriniformes, Cyprinidae. Bases 227 to 1330 code for a protein of 367 amino acids. The transcript has 10 exons.
UAAAGCGAUUGAAUUCAUGGACCCCUACAUAUUGGUAUAGUCCCAUUUGCUUUCAUUGUAUCAGACAGUUGAGUUUCAAUUUCACUACUGUAAUUUAAAAAAAAAACCCUGUAAACGGCUUGUUACAACUGACACCAAAUCGAAACAAGGAUAAAAUCAAGGCGCAGACGGCAGACAUUCGGGCUUUAAAACUUUAAAACUGCCAGUUGUCGAGACAGACCAGACUAUGGCGUUUCAGAUGUCAAAACUUGCUGCUCGUGUUUCGCUCUCCAAAAGCGUUGGGUUCAUACCCAGCGCAGGAAACAGAUGUCCGAGUCAUCUCAAUUUCAUCAGCAGACUUGCACAUCGCUCCUUUCAUGCACUCUGCACCGCGGGCAGGGGGUCUGCGACUAUCAAAGUGCUGCCUUCCCCGGGGCUCUUACGUAAAGCAGACAGGUGGGAGAAGGUUUCCACGGCCUCUAAGUCACUUCACAGGCAGAGUGGAUGGGCUGUUAAGCCGAACCGCACCACCAGGGUGGUUGUAAGCGUCAUCGGGGUCUCAGCUGCAGUGUUGGCCUCUCUGAGUACGAGCACGCUGCACGCCAUGAACGCGCGGCCCGACCUGAACCUGGAUUCAGAGAGCAGUGACUGGAAAGAGGCAAAGAAGAAGCUCUGCUCCAUGGACAAGGAGAAAAGGAGGGAAGUGUACAGGGUUGACUUUAUUCCUCUGGAGAAGAUUCCUGUCUGGAGUCCAUCAGGUGUCUCCUCUCGUGAGCCUCGGUACAAAGUCAAUGAAGAGCUGAAUAAGAAAAUAUCCCUCUUUACCGGUGACAUUACGAAACUGGAAAUAGACGCAAUCGCUAAUGCAGCUAACAAGACACUUCUGGGUGGAGGAGGAGUGGAUGGUGCCAUUCAUCGUGGGGCUGGUCCUCUGUUAAGGAGGGAAUGCGCUACUCUGAACGGCUGUGAAACGGGGGAGGCCAAGAUCACCGGAGCCUACGGUCUGCCUGCAAAAUAUGUUAUUCACACCGUGGGGCCGAUAGUGCACGAUUCAGUGGGGGAGAGAGAAGAACAAGCACUGAGAAACUGUUAUUAUAACUGUCUGCACACAGCGACUAAGAACCACCUGCGGACUGUGGCUUUUCCCUGCAUCUCCACUGGAGUGUACGGAUAUCCACCUGAUCAAGCGGUCGAAGUUGCCCUGAGAACAGUGAGAGAAUACCUGGAGCAAAACCACGAGAAGCUGGACCGGGUCAUCUUCUGUGUGUUUCUGAAGUCUGACAAAGAGCUCUACGAAACAAUGUUGCCUGCAUACUUCCCACGAGGUUCAGCACCAAAGAGCAAAUUAUGAGAGGAUGGCAUAGUUGCUGUGGAAACGCCACACAAACCGCUUUUCCGUCACAUCACUGUCUCGCUUUUACCUGAUGCAGCCCCUACAAACAACAACAACAACAGCUGCCUGACACCACCUGAUUUAUUCAUAUCACCAAACCAGUGCUACACGGAAUUCUAUGAUUGCUGUCAGCUUCCUGUUGAGAGUCAUAUUGCUAUUGGAUUUCUGUUAAUAUUAAUAACAAUGUGGGCUUGCAAGUGGUAGCACACCAUUAAAUGUAACAUUUACUCAUCCACAUAGAUGCAUUUCUUUCUUUUUUCUUGUUUUUUUGUCUGUACAAUGGAGGUCAAUGGGGUCCAAUGCUGUUUGAACCCCAACGUUCCUCAAAAGAAAGAAAUGCAUGUGUUUUGAACUCUCUAACACGAUGAGGGUGAGUAAAUACUGACUGAAAAUUUUUGCUUUAUAUUUUUUUUCCAGUUGAUUUCAGAAAUAAUCCCAUGCUUAUGGAAGCCCGUCUUUGCCACUGAAUAAAAAAUGAAAACGGUUAUUGCGACUUUUUAUCACACAAUUCUGACUUUUUUUCUCUGAAUUGAUUAAUACAAACUCUCAAUUCUAACUUUUUUUCCCAGAAUUGUGAAAUAUAAACUCGCAAUUGUGAGUUAUAAAGUCAGAAUUGCAAGAUAUAAACUCGCAAUUCUGAGAAAUAAAGUCGCAAUUGCGAGUUAUAAAGUCAGAAUUUGUGAUAUAAACUCACAAUUGUGAGGAAAAAAGUCAGAGUUGAGAUCAAAAGUUGAUCAAAAGACUUUAUUUCUCAAAAUUCCGAGUUUAUAUGAUGCAAUUCUGAGGAAAAAAAAGUCAGAAUUCCGAGUUUAUAUGAUGCAAUUCUGAGGAAAAAACUCAAAAUUCCAAGUUUAUAUGAUGCAAUUCUGAGAAAAAAAGUCAAAAUUCCGAGUUCGUGACACAAUACUAAGAACAAAAAGUGAGAAUUCCGAGUUUAUAUGAUGCAAUUCUGAGGAAAAAAAGGCAGAAUUCCGAGUUUAUAUGAUGCAAUUCUGAAAAAAAAGGCAGAAUUCCGAAUUUAUAUGACAUAAUUCUGCAUUUGUAUUCCACAAUUCUGACUUUAUAACUCACAACUUUGAGAAAAAACUGUAAGAAUUGCGAGGGGGAAAAAAGUCUGAAUUGUGAGAUUAAAAAGUACCUUUUAUUUUUUAUUCAGUGGCACAAAUGGGUUUCCGUACAUACCUGUGAAUGACCAUUUAAGUCUUUAAAUUCUGUCUUUGAAAUCUAUUUAUGGCUUCCUCUCGUUAUUAGUCCUUCCAGGAAUAAUUUCCUGCAAUUAUAUGAUUUGCACUAAAGUAUUGAAAUUACAGAAGAUAUCCUAUGAGAGUUUUGUUUAUAGAGUUGAAUAAAAAUGAAAUUAAGGUGAUCAAAGGAAGCAAAAGAGUAUGUCAAUGAUUGUAACACUUAACCUAUAAUGAAAGUGCACUAUUUGUACUUCUUCAAUGUACUUUCUGUCUUCCAGUAUGAUAAAAGACCCUCAUUAAAGUCAACUCCUCUCUCUGAA